Molecule: messenger RNA, 1374 nt
Organism: Suillus subalutaceus
Lineage: Eukaryota; Fungi; Basidiomycota; Agaricomycetes; Boletales; Suillaceae
Exons: 4
Molecular function (GO): metal ion binding
Source: RefSeq, a predicted model, not a curated record
GUCUGCACGUACUAUCUACGUGGCACAUGCAAGUACGGCGAUAGAUGUCGCAACGAGCAUCCAGCGGACAGAGCACAACAGGGUGGUUUUGGGAAUCAAAGUUGGACCAAUAAUAAUUCGAGAGACAUGAUAGUUCCAUAUAACAUUGAAUCAAUGGCAAAAGAUGUUACCGCUCUUCAAGAUAAGCCUUUAUGGCCACUAUCAUCCUAUGGCGCUGCGAAGUAUGAACCGGUGGUUAUCGCUGGACUGGACGAGUCAACGGAGGAACUUCGCGUGAAGGCGGUGGCUGCGUUGAAGGCAGGGACUAUCAACGAAUAUAUGAAAUAUGAGUCAGACAAGAUAGCUGCCUCAGAGCAGGCGUAUAACAGCGCCAGGAGCAACAUUUCACAGUUGUACGACGCUGCUUUCAAAUUGAGCAAGGAAGCAGCUGCACCUGGGUCGAGUGCACUCGGUCCUGUCUCCGCUUUUAGUGGGCGAUCAGCGUUUGGUUCUGGCCCUCAACCAUCGGUAUCUGGCACAACUUCCAGUGCGUUCGGAAAAUCUGCAUUUGGCCAACCUGCGUUUGGCCAGACAGGGUUCGGCGCAUCCGCAGCAACACCUGCAUUUGGACAAGCUCCACAAACGACAUCUGCGUUUGGACAAGCUGCACAAACGACGUCUGCGUUUGGACAAGCUGCACAGACUACGUCAACGUUCGGGCAGCCACAACAAUCAACAUCUGCGUUCGCGCAACCACAACAGCCAGCGUCUGCAUUCGGCCAGCCGCAGCAGCCAACUUCUGCGUUCGGGCAGCCUGUUCAGACGACAUCAGCGUUUGGUCAGCAGCCAAGCUCUGCGUUUGGGCAGCCCUCUGCAUUCGGCUCAGCCACUCAGCCAACUUCGGCUUUUGGACAAUCAUCAUUGAUUAAACCUGGUUCAGGUGCAUUUGGCUCUUCGGCACCUUCCACAGGCGCAUUUGGGGCUCCAUCGUCAGCAUUUGGGAACACCGGCACUGGAACUGGAGCCAGUGGCGGGUUUUCUGCCUUUGCAUCCCAGUCAUCUGGGUUUACGUCAGCACCAACGCAAGCAUCGGCGUUUGGACAGCCGUCGUUUGGAGCCCCUACCCCUGCGCCAACACAAAGUGCAUUUGCUGCACCGACACAGGUACAAAGUGCCUUUAACUCCGCGACACCCUCACAAAGUGCUUUUGGCUCUACGCCGUCUGCACCAGGCCCGAUCGGCGGGUCUUCCACAGCAUCCCAGUCAGCCUUCGGAGCAGCGCCAACGACAUCUGCGUUCGGUAGCACAGGCACCGUAGCUUCAUCCUUUGGCGUUCCUGCUCCUGUGGUUGCUACUGCUUUCGCAACUCCAAUGGCAACAACCCCAACCGAUGCU